AUGAGUGGAGACAGCAAGGCGGUUGCAGCUGCAGCACCGGACCAGAAGAAGGACAAGCAGGACGCCAAGAAGGACCAGAAGAAGGACAAGACGUCGCCUGAGACGGCUGUAGUCCCCGUGAAGGAGCCGCUGCCGUUGAAGGAUCUCAAGACGGACAAGAUCACCGGCACGCUGCAGGAGAUCGCGGCGCUGCAGAAGACUCUGCCCAGUGAGAAGGAGAUCGCGGAACUGAUCGUCAAGCUCCGCCGGGUGUCGUUCGAGAACGCGCACACGUUGUUUGACCUGUACCGCAACUACGGAAACCCGUUCCUGGACGAGAACUUCUUGACGCCUGGUGUGAUUGCGUGCUGUGAAGCCAAGAAGCCGGCGGAGGGUAUCCACAUUGUUCGGGACAUGCUCAACCAAGGACGCAAGGUCGACGAGGCGACGCUGCGGACGCUGUUUGAUGCCUGUGAUGAAGCUUCCGCUGCGGUGGAAGUGAUCGAGCUCUGGGACCUGAUGGAGCAGGCUGGAGUGAAGCUGAAGCUGGCUGACUACAACCGUUUCUUGGACAUUUGCUACCGCCAGGAGUAUCUCGAUGGUGCGGUCAAGGUGCUGAAGCAGCUUCGCUUGCUGCGCCCGAUUUCAGUGCACACGUACAUGCAUUGGCUGCUGCGCGCUUCAAUUGUUUGGCGGUCGGAUGCAUUCUUCGACAUCCUGAUGGAGAUGCGGCUCUCGGAAGUUGAGCCGGAGAUCAGUUCUCUCACGUCUCUCGAGUCGGGACGUAAGGAUCGUGCUCUGACGGUGAUGGAGGGGGUGCGUGCGGUGGGGCUUGACCCUUGCUUCGCCAUGUCGUCUGUGUUUUCGUCCAUGCAGUCAUCUGUGUAUCAAAAUGGACCGAGCUAUUUGGCACUGUCGAAGAAGGAUAUCAAGGAUGCGCGAGCGAAGUUUGGUGACCUCACCCCGAUCGACUUGGAGUGGCCAGUGACCCCAAUCCCACAGGUUCUGGAGACCCAGGCGGCAGGAUUGAUUCUGCAGCAAGAAACGUUUCGCCGGCUGAAGAGAAAGCAAGUCAACCAUAUCGAUGAAUUGCUGCAAAUGCUGCCUAUCACGACCAACAUGACCAUCAACCUGCGCAAACAAUUGCUGCGCAUGUCGCUGCUGGUUAAUACGCACCGAGUUCGCCGCGAUAGAGAUACUAUCUGCAAGGAGUACGACAGUGGGCGUAGCCUUAUCGAGCUCUCGACGGUUCACAACUACCCCCCGGUGUCGCUCAUGCGAGUCAUUCUUCGUGCGAAGGGCAAGAGCCAGGUCGAGAUCAAGAACUCUCUGGCCAAACCCGCAGAAAAGCUAUCAAAACGCGAUCAGUAUGAACUGCGGAAGGCCAUCGAGUACGACAGUAUUCACAAGAGUGACCCAUUUAUUGGUGCGCCCAAGUACAAUGCUGACUCUCUGGAGAGAGCUAUUGAGCACUUCCUCAAGGCCAAGGGCAUUCGCUUGAAGUACGUUGGCACGCAGAUAGCUUCCUUGCUAGUAGCAUUCUUAACCGAUCUGUUGUUUUCUUGUAACAAUGCAGAACCCAGGCAGAGUUGUGUACAGAGCAGAUAG
Molecule: messenger RNA, 1587 nt
Organism: Phytophthora sojae
Lineage: Eukaryota; Oomycota; Peronosporomycetes; Peronosporales; Peronosporaceae
Exons: 2
Coding region: 1-1587 (528 amino acids)
Molecular function (GO): protein binding
Source: RefSeq, a predicted model, not a curated record